UUGAUGGUUAGUUCUGGACACUGAAUUUAUUUUUGUCAGAGCCAAUAUGGCGCUCAUUUGCUCAAUUUGCCAAGAAGUACCAGAAGAGCCUGUUCUCUCAGUUGUCUCCAACCACGUGUUUGAGAGGCGCCUUAUCCUAAAGUAUCUGCAGGAGAACGGGACUGACCCUAUUAAUGGAGAGCCUUUGGAAGAGAGCCAAUUACUGGAGAUUAAAUCUUCGCCAUUGGUAAAGCCUAGACCUCCCUCUGCUACCAGCAUCCCAGCAAUUUUGAAACUGUUACAAGAUGAAUGGGAUUCUUGCAUGCUGCAUACUUUUACACUUCGUCAGCAACUACAGACAGCAAGACAAGAACUCUCCCAUGCUUUGUACCAGCACGAUGCUGCCUGUCGCGUGAUUGCUCGACUCACAAAAGAAGUGAAUGGGGCCAGAGAAGCUCUUGCUACUCUUAAACCUCAGGCAGCUGCUUAUAUGCCUCCAGGCGCUACUGAAGCUCCGACUGGUGCUGAAGCAAUGGACAAUACUGAAGCUGGUCCAACUGAAAUGACAGAAGAAAUAUUACAACAACUACUAGAGACAGCUGCCAUGCUCACGGCUGACCGUAAGAAGAGAGGCAAGAAGAAACCUGAAGGAUUAUGUACGGUAGAGGAGAUGAAGACAUUUGAACAGAAAUCAUCUCAUCCAGGUCUUCACAGCUCAAGCGUUCCGGGAAUAUUGGCACUCGACGUGUCUGCCGACUCAAAACGAGUUCUCACAGGUGGAGCGGAUAAGACUGCCAUCGUGUUUAUAAAAGACACUGAACAGAUUUAUGCUACCAUGAAAGGUCAUACCAAGAAGAUUUCAAGCGUCAUCUAUCACCCGAAAGUGGAAUUGGCUAUCACCGGUUCUGCUGAUUCGACCGUGAGGGUGUGGUCGAUUGAUACAAGCGUUUGUGCUCAGACUAUUAAAGCUCAUGACGGAGGUGUGACUAGUGUUAGUCUCCAUCCAACUGGGAGCUAUCUGCUAACAUCGUCUACAGAUGAUUAUUGGGCGUUUUCUGACAUUACGAGUGGUCAUGUAUUGACGAAAGCUAACAGUCCCUCUGGACCAACUGCUUUGACUUGUGCCCAGUUCCAUCCUGAUGGCCUUAUUUUUGGUACUGGAACGGCUAGCAGCGAGGUGAGGAUUUGGGAUCUCAAAGAACGUACGAAUGUUGCUAAUUUCCAAGGACACUCCGGAGCCAUUACCAGUAUUGCAUUCUCUGAGAAUGGUUAUUAUCUUGCUACUGGGGCAGAGGAUUCACAAGUUCAGCUCUGGGAUUUGAGAAACUUGAAAAACUUUGAGACGAUCAAUCUUGGAAAAGGAUAUGAGGUUAAGAAUGUUUCAUUUGAUGUCAGUGGUACUUACCUUGCCAUAGCAGGAACUGAUAUACAGGUCUACCUCUGCAAGCAAUGGGAUCAGUUAGCCACACUCAAAGAUCAUACUUCUGUUGUAAAUGGUAUCAAGUUUGGACACAAUGCCUCGUUCCUCGCCAGCUGCAGUAUGGAUAGAACCCUGAGGUUCUUUGCUCCGCAAUAAUACCAAAAACUCACCCACUCUCUCAUAGCAUCUCUUGACAUUCAUCAUAAUGCAUGUAUGUCACGUUUUGUGACCAUGUACAUGUUUUAUGAUAGUUUGUUAUUGUGAAUGAUUUCCUUUUUAAGAGAUGGUAAUGGUUUGUGUUUUCCACCAA
Amphimedon queenslandica is the source of this 1709-nucleotide messenger RNA. RefSeq names its product pre-mRNA-processing factor 19-like. Gene Ontology annotation, biological process: DNA repair; protein ubiquitination; mRNA splicing, via spliceosome. The transcript is spliced from 20 exons. NCBI's taxonomy places the organism in Eukaryota, Metazoa, Porifera, Demospongiae, Haplosclerida, Niphatidae. The coding region runs from base 47 to 1555 and encodes 502 amino acids. The record is from RefSeq and is a predicted model, not a curated record. Gene Ontology annotation, molecular function: protein binding; ubiquitin protein ligase activity. Gene Ontology annotation, cellular component: Prp19 complex; U2-type catalytic step 1 spliceosome; cytoplasm.